AUGCAUCUGGGAAAUAGGCAUACAUCCCCCACCGGCACGAUACUGUCCGAUCACUCUCAGUCACGCCAUUCUCUUUUCAAACCGAUGUGGAUGCAGAAACUUCUCGGUCACUCCAUCUUUGUGAAAGACGAAUCACGUUGUCAAAGUCCAGAGAGUGUCAGUAAUAGCAUUGAUGACACAUCGCCCUGGCCGCCGGUGUCUCUACAAGGCCAGUGGAAUCACUCGACGCAACCAAAGGACAAAGAGAGACCUAUUACCAGCUUGCCGAGACAGACGACCUUUAAAAGGCAGAAUUCAGAGCGACGUGAACGACUAUUUCCCGUCGACCCAGUAUCGCAGGAACGUCGUGCUGUCUCGGCCUCACGACAUACAUCGACAUGUGAUAUGCAAAGGCCGCGUGCCAGAUCAUCACCACCACCAAGCUUCACUUUCCGUGCAUCAGCCCCAGCUGUCUCUUCUACUGUCGAAACGCCGCUGCUGACAAUUAAUGCUCCUGCACUGCCCGUAGAGCUAGCUCCUCCGACCCCUCCUCUACGUGAAGACAGUGUCUUUGAAUACGAGGAACGUCCGUCGCGGCCAUUAUCGAGGGCAUCUUCUUAUUGUUGGGACGACAGUCACCGAGCUCAGCUACAACGUGAACUUGACACGAAAUGGAUAUUGAAUUUGUCUAUGCAUUUCCGAGAUAAAUCCGAUCGAGAAAAGUUCUUCGUGACAUAUGCCGAAACGCCAACGAAAUGGCGUCGAGUGACAGUUUCCUGUGAUUAUCGUCGCGCUGAGAUAGGAUCCCUCGAAAUUGAUUUGAAGGAAUUGCAGUUUCAGAGGGACAAGAGUUUGGCCAUUUACGAGGCAAUCCACGAGUCAUUGCCAGAAAUUCAAUUCUACGAAACAGUGACUAACCUCAAGUUGGAAACAAGUGAAGGUAGGUUGCAUGUUCAUGUGACGGAGGACGUCAAUGAGAUCAUUUCGUAUCCUCAACGAUCGAUGGUGCGUCAUGUCCUUGAUGAUCCAAAUCCAUCUGCUAGGCCAAUGCAGCUGUGUGAAAGUGAGAUUGCCUUUGAUGCUCAUCUGUCAGGUUUUGUUUACCGAGUAUGGCAUGAAGGCAGGGCCUAUAUAAAAAAAGAGAUUCCUAGUCCGGACACCGUCGACGAAUUCCUAUAUGAGAUCAAUGCUCUACAUUCUCUACGAGACUCGGAACAUGUCAUCAAGCUGGAAGCGAUCAUUCUGGAUGAUACAAGGCAGGUAGUCAAAGGGCUGUUGAUAGGAUUCGCGGAGCGAGGUGCAAUUGUUGACUUGCUGUACGACCAUAAAGGCCGAAUUCCGUGGGAACAUCGAGAGCUCUGGGCUCGCCAAGCUGUUACCGGGCUUAGAGAUAUUCACCAGGAAGGGUACGUGCAAGGAGAUUUCACUUUAUCGAACGUUGUCGUGGAUGAACAAAACCACGCCAAGAUCAUCGACAUUAACAGACGAGGUUGUCCUGUUGGUUGGGAACCACCAGAGAUUGCACAGAAGAUUGCGAGCAAUCAGCGAAUUUCGAUGUAUAUCGGUGAAAAGUCGGAUUUGUACCAGCUCGGGAUGACCUUAUGGGCCCUGGCCAUGGACGAUGAUGAGCCCGAACGGCAUGACCCUCCUUUGACGACGGAUGAUUUUCCGGCCGAAGUGCCAGACUGGUUCAGAGAAAUUGUGCGAAUCUGUUUAUCGAAUGCGCCACGAGAUCGAUUAUCAGCAACCGAGCUUGUCAAGCUAUUUCCAGCACUCACUGAACCAAACAGCGAUAUUGUCCACCCAGUUGGGCUUUCUCCUCGGCCACACAGCCUCUCACGACUGGAGCCCAAACAGUACAUCGAUCCUGGUGCUGCUGUUGAACGUGAUGACCUCGAGAGGUUCAAGCAUGAGCAAGAGUUAUUGUAUUCACCACAGAGUUCUAAGGAUGACUGGACCUUUACAUACCCACAAUCAUCACAAUAUGACAUUCAGAGCACAGAUUCAAUGUUCGAGAAUAUACGAGGCCGAGCCCUUGCGAAAGACAGGGCAUACAAGAGCCAGGGAGAGGAUUCAACUGAUUUUGAGCUUGGUUAUCAUGAUGACGAUGAUCUGGUGUAUUCUAGCGCCGCGCUUCGUGGGUUCUCACAAGGUCGAGACGAUAUCUCCGAUGUCAAAGAUCAACGUUCUUACCAGACUAACCCGAAGAAUUUGAUUCUCCCUGGUACGACUGAUAGCGGCUUGGAAACGACGAGGAUCGUGCCAACCCAAGCACCCCAAACACCCAGCCCAUUUCGCUUGCCAAAAUGGCAAAGGUCAAGGUCAGCAGAUGAUCUAACACCUAAAACGAGUAAAGUACGACUAUCGACAGAUACGUUGAGAGGUUCUCCCGAAAUCAGUCCUCGAACGAGUACACUGGAUCUGCCGGAACGACCUGCGUCUGCUGGUCCGAUUCAGUCAGAACGCAGUAGUAAUGAUACAAUAUACGCUUGCGAUGUCAGUGUCGGGGAGACAAAUUUCUCCGGCACCACUGCAUACAUACGAGGAUCCGAUUCCGAACCAAGUGGCCCAAAGGUACUGGUAGAGCCCUCGCCUCAUGACCACCACGUUUACGAAGAAUACAAAAAUAUGCCCACAAUUCCGAUACUCAAGAACCACGAAAAUGGCUACGAUGAACCUGAUAUGCAUGAAUUGACGAAGAUAUGA
Lithohypha guttulata is the source of this 2685-nucleotide messenger RNA. RefSeq lists its product as uncharacterized. The transcript has a single exon. Gene Ontology annotation, molecular function: protein serine/threonine kinase activity; ATP binding. NCBI's taxonomy places the organism in Eukaryota, Fungi, Ascomycota, Eurotiomycetes, Chaetothyriales, Trichomeriaceae. The record is from RefSeq and is a predicted model, not a curated record. Gene Ontology annotation, biological process: protein phosphorylation. Bases 1 to 2685 code for a protein of 894 amino acids.